AUGUCUUUUUUGCAUAAACUCGAGGGUGCCCUUGACAAGGGCAAGGCCAAGUUGAAGGAGCUUGCGGAUAGUCGGACUGGCCAGCAACCGCAGCAGCACCAGCAACACUACCCUCCCCCACCCCCGCAACUAGGACAACAACCAUACUAUCCUCCCCAACAACAACAACAAUACUAUCCUCCUCAGCAACAACAGCCAUUCUAUAAUGCUCCUCCUCCACAGCUACAAUCAUACCCAGGGGGCCCUCCUCCGGUCCCCUCCUGGAAUAAACCCCAACCUCCACAGCCUCCCAUUCUCUCAUCGACACGGCCUCAUCCUCCUCAGAUGCAGCCAUACUGGCAACCACACUUUGAUCCAUCGCUCCCUAUCUCCACUUAUUUCAUUCAUGAAACCGGAUCGCAUGGCUGGGGCAACAAUGAAUCCCAAAACUACACCAACUCUCCCCAAAAUUCCUUUUUUGGCCCCUCGCAGUUGAUUGUCAGAGGUAUCGUCAAUACAUCAGCCGAGCACGACAAGUAUACCUCUGCACGCCUGAUUUCUGAGCAGAGAUUAGCACGUACAUGUGGAUUUUUAUCUGCCACUCUGCGAGCGCCUUGUGCUCAUGGGAUUUGGCCCGCCUUCUGGCUCUUACCAGCACAGCCAUUUACUUGGCCUAACGAUGGCGAGGUUGACAUAUUUGAAAGUUGGAAUGGAGAUUGCGUGAACCACUCAUGUCUGCACUGGGGGCACUUCAAUGGAGAGGACUGGAAUAAACAUCGAGUCCUUGAAACCCCUAUUCAUGAUAUGGCUCACCGAGAAGUGACGAUGGGGUUCGCUUGGCAGCAGAAUGGAGAUCAUAACGGUGCAGGUGGAAAGAUGGUUUGGUAUAUCGAUGGCAAGGCGAUUAUGAAAGCUAAUAUUCCGGAGGGCACAAGAAGGCUGAGCGACUACCGGAUCAUUAUAAAUGUGGCCAUGGGUGGAAAUGUUUGUCAGGGAAAGCUACCCGCUGAUGGUACAUAUGACUUCGUCCUGAGAGACCUUGGGAUGUGGGAUACACCGCCAGGUGGCUGGGAUCAGUUUACAAGAGAUUUUGAGGGUACGACGGAAGGCAAGACCAUGUGA
Molecule: messenger RNA, 1101 nt
Organism: Hymenoscyphus albidus
Lineage: Eukaryota; Fungi; Ascomycota; Leotiomycetes; Helotiales; Helotiaceae
Source: the annotation of a GenBank genome assembly